Betta splendens (Siamese fighting fish) is the source of this 2741-nucleotide messenger RNA. It is a transcript of the gene hspa5, whose product is annotated as heat shock protein 5. The record is from RefSeq and is a predicted model, not a curated record. Gene Ontology annotation, cellular component: cytoplasm; membrane; nucleus. The coding region runs from base 384 to 2345 and encodes 653 amino acids. Gene Ontology annotation, biological process: endoplasmic reticulum unfolded protein response; protein refolding; cellular response to unfolded protein. Gene Ontology annotation, molecular function: misfolded protein binding; ATP-dependent protein folding chaperone; heat shock protein binding. NCBI's taxonomy places the organism in Eukaryota, Metazoa, Chordata, Actinopteri, Anabantiformes, Osphronemidae. The transcript has 9 exons.
ACUGGCGUAUCUUUGUACCAACUGCGUUCAUGAAGCCGCUUGAUAGGCAGCCAAUCAGCACUCUCUCAGUAGACAAAAGUCGUGACGUAACGUCGACACUAUGUGUGCAAAUCAGCGACGGCCAGCGUGCCGGUUGGCACCAAUCAGCGCGUUCCAACGAGCAGCUGCUCAGCCAAUCACCGUCGUCCACGACGGGGAAGAAGUGAGCGCUUAUAUAUGGAGAGAGCACGAUUCAUCCAGCAUCAUUUCACAGAGGAGAGUUACAGAACAGCAGAGAAAAAAGGGAGAUACAUUUUGCAUCAAGCAACUAGUACCUAUCGAGGCAACGUCAAUUCGCUAACAGUACUGAGUUUACGGUUUCGUCUGAAUACAAAAGAUCAACGAUGAAGCUGUUGUGGGCUGUGAUGCUGGUGGUCGGCAUCGUGUUUGCCGAGGAGGACGAAAAGAAGGAGAGCGUGGGGACUGUGGUUGGAAUCGACUUAGGAACAACCUACUCAUGUGUUGGCGUUUUCAAGAAUGGCCGUGUGGAGAUUAUUGCUAAUGACCAGGGCAACCGGAUCACCCCAUCCUAUGUGGCCUUCACCAGUGAGGGUGAGCGUCUGAUUGGUGACGCUGCCAAGAACCAACUGACCUCUAACCCUGAGAACACGGUCUUCGAUGCCAAAAGACUGAUUGGUCGUACUUGGGGUGACUCCUCUGUGCAGCAGGAUAUAAAAUACUUCCCAUUUAAGGUUCUUGAAAAGAAGAGCAAGCCUCAUAUCCAGCUUGACAUUGGUGGCCAAAUGAAGACCUUUGCUCCUGAGGAGAUCUCUGCCAUGGUGUUGGUUAAGAUGAAGGAGACUGCUGAGGCUUACCUAGGCAAGAAGAUUACAAACGCUGUGGUGACCGUCCCUGCAUACUUCAAUGAUGCCCAGCGACAGGCCACUAAGGAUGCUGGAACCAUAGCCGGUCUGAAUGUGAUGAGAAUCAUCAAUGAGCCAACUGCCGCUGCUAUUGCCUAUGGCCUUGACAAGAAGGAUGGCGAGAAGAACAUUCUUGUGUUUGAUCUUGGUGGUGGCACCUUUGAUGUCUCCCUCCUGACCAUUGACAAUGGUGUGUUUGAAGUUGUGGCCACUAACGGUGACACUCAUCUGGGAGGAGAGGACUUUGACCAACGUGUGAUGGAGCACUUCAUCAAGCUGUACAAGAAGAAGACUGGCAAAGAUGUACGCAAGGACAACCGUGCUGUGCAGAAACUGCGUCGUGAGGUUGAGAAGGCAAAGAGGGCACUGUCUGCUCAGCAUCAGGCCCGCAUUGAGAUCGAAUCCUUCUUUGAAGGAGAAGACUUUUCUGAGACCCUGACCCGUGCUAAAUUUGAAGAGCUGAACAUGGACCUGUUCCGCUCCACCAUGAAACCUGUACAGAAGGUACUUGAAGAUGCUGACUUAAAGAAGUCUGAUAUAGAUGAGAUUGUCCUGGUUGGAGGUUCCACUCGUAUUCCCAAAAUCCAGCAGCUGGUAAAGGAGUUCUUCAACGGCAAAGAGCCCUCUAGGGGCAUCAACCCUGAUGAGGCAGUAGCAUAUGGAGCCGCUGUGCAGGCUGGUGUUCUUUCUGGAGAGGAGGAUACUGGUGACGUCGUCCUUCUGGAUGUGUGCCCCCUGACUCUUGGUAUUGAGACCGUUGGUGGCGUAAUGACUAAACUGAUCCCCAGGAACACUGUGGUGCCCACCAAGAAAUCACAGAUCUUUUCUACAGCUUCUGAUAACCAGCCUACUGUUACCAUUAAGGUCUAUGAAGGUGAGCGUCCUCUGACAAAAGACAACCAUCUGCUGGGCACCUUUGACCUGACUGGUAUCCCUCCUGCCCCUCGUGGUGUGCCUCAGAUUGAGGUUACCUUUGAGAUCGAUGUUAAUGGUAUUCUGCGGGUUACUGCAGAGGACAAGGGCACUGGCAACAAGAACAAGAUUACAAUCACAAAUGACCAAAACCGUCUCACCCCAGAGGACAUUGAGCGCAUGGUGAAUGAUGCUGAACGCUUUGCUGAUGAGGACAAGAAGUUGAAGGAGCGAAUCGAUGCCCGUAAUGAGUUGGAAAGCUAUGCCUACUCUCUGAAGAACCAGAUUGGUGACAAGGAGAAGCUUGGCGGCAAGCUAUCAGAUGACGAUAAGGAAACCAUUGGAAAAGCGGUUGAGGAGAAGAUUGAGUGGAUGGAGUCACACCAAGAUGCAGAUCUGGAAGAAUUCCAGGCCAAGAAGAAAGAGCUGGAGGAGGUGGUACAGCCCAUAAUCAGCAAACUUUAUGGUAGUGCAGGCGGACCCCCACCUGAAGGCGCUGAGAGUGAACAAGAGGAGAAGGAUGAGUUGUAGGCAGGUUUAAAGGCAACUCUUUGGUCACCCCUCACCUCUCUGGUAGCGACAUCUAGAUGUACAUAUUGGACUCAAGGGACUCAGAUAGUGAGGAUAACAAGCAACCAUACUGAAUCUUCAGAGACUUUAUAAUUUUCAGUGUGUGAGAGGUUUUCUCUUCGCUGAAAGGCGGAGAUAUUGUCGGCCUGAAUGAGGCUUGCUGCUGCUGUUCUCAGGCAGUCUGUUUGGCUUCUGUAGUGGGGAGGGACAGGGUGGGGUGGGCAGGUGUUUCUGGGUCCACUGAGAAAAGUGUUUGGGUUCAAGGGCUCAUGUUCAGAGGCAAAACUAAAAGUUAUUUAUUGAAUCUGGUCAUUGUAUGUUUGGGAAGACAUUCAAAUAAAUGUUUGAUAUAAAGAA